UUUUUUUUUUUUUUACUUGGAGUGAUUUCUGCGCUCUGCCGUGGAGCUUCAGAAGACAAACGAGCGGAGAAGAAACAAGCCGCGUUUACGCACCGCGCGCGCAAAAACGCGUCGUUAGUUUUUGCAUCCAACGUUUUACGGGAAUUUGUGAAUGAAAGCGGCUGAGGAAGAGGAGGCGGCGCAGGUUAAGUGGACGCUGCAUCCAGUGUAUGGGUUGCUUUCUUUAAUGCGCAAAAAAGAGACGCGUUUUACCUCAUCGACCGAAGCCCUUUCGUCGGGCAGACUUUUGCGCUGUUCUGGCGGGGGGAGCUGCAAACUUUCUUCAUUUUAAAAAAUAAAUAAAAAGCUCAGAUUGCAUUCUUUCCCCCUCCAAACAUUUUGGAGGUGAUGUCAUCGGCCCGUGUUUUGGCUGCUGUUGCGCUGGAGCUUCAGAAUUGAGUCCGGGAAAUCAGGUGCAGGGAGCUGCUGUCGCGGGUGGCUGCGAGCGUGUGCCUUUCACCCCUCCGCCUUUCCUUCUGCUUUCCUUUCACUUUCCCCCCAUCAUCAUUUCAUUUCCCCGUCUCAGCAGCCAUGACCGAGCACGCUCCACGGUACCCGGGGUCCAGCUCGCCGCCUCUGCGUCUUCAUCGCUCCAUCCCCGUCCAGGUGCUUUGCCUCCCGCGGCGCGUCAUUUCGCCCGUGGAGGAUCAGCAUUGACACAGACUCUCUCGCGUGCGCAUGCACUCCACGGAAUUAAUCAGUUUUAAUCCUUAUCUGUGGAAGGACAUUUUCAGCAGGAAAAGUUACGGUCGGACUGAUUGGAAACCUUUUGCUGGCUGUCAGGAAAGUUUUUAUGAGCGGAAACUGCGUAUAGGUGUGGGUCGCGUUUGAACUUCGAUUCACCUGUUCGUCAGACUCCGGAGGAUUCAGCUGCGCCCCGCCUCGCCCCGCCCCCUGCCCGUUACCGACCGCGGACCGCAGCCAUCCGUAACGGCGGUGGUGCGCUCACACCCCGCUGACCCCGAGCCGCCCGUUGAUGGUGAAAAGAUGCAGUCCACCGGCGCCAGCGGGAACGUCCGCCGACCCUGCAUUCAAACGGAUUAAACAAACCGGACAGACGUGAAGCCGUGAUCCGGAGAGCCGUUUCUCAAGCGCGCACGGAGCCACACGGACGCGGAGGAAGCGAUGUGGGCCUUUCUCUCCACGGUGGCUGUCUUGUAUAUCCAGAUGAUGCUGGUCAUGUGUAAUCCUCUACAGGUGUUUGGAGUGGAUGGGGUGAACUUUAGUGUGCACGUGGAGAAUCAGACUCGUGCACGAGACGCCAUGAGCCGGCGACAUCAUCGCGUGUACCAGCUAUACAGCCGCACCAGUGGCAAACACGUCCAGGUGCUCGGACGCAAGAUCAGCGCCCGCGGAGAGGACGGAGACAAAUAUGCCCAGCUCGUAGUGGAGGCAGACACCUUCGGCAGCCAGGUGCGAAUCCGAGGGAAGGAGACCAACUAUUACCUGUGUAUGAACCGCAGGGGAAAGCUCGUAGGCAAGGCCAGCAAUCGUAGCGCAGACUGUGUCUUCAUAGAGAAGGUUCUGGAAAACAACUACACGGCGCUAAUGUCAGCACGCUACACAGGGUGGUACGUGGGCUUCACCAAAAAAGGGCGCCCUCGCCGUGGUCCGCACACGCUUCCCAACCAGCAGGACGUCCACUUCAUGAAGCGAUUCCCGCCCGGAGAGCAGCCGGACUUAAUGCCGUUCCGCUUCACCACCGUCAGCAAGAGGAGCAAGAGAGUGCGUGCCGCGCGGCCACGCUAACGCGCACGCCAAUAUCCCACUGCUAACGUUUACAUGAGGACUAGGAAUAAACAAAAAGACAGUCCUACUCCACAGUCCAGUGAAAAUGACACUGCUAAUGCAAAGCAGGACCGUCUUGUCUUGUUUGACCAGACAAUGCCAUGGCAUCACUUUAUAUUCCACUGGGUUGGACCUCUACAACCCUAAUAAUAAAUACUAGCUAAUUUACACCAGAGCUGUGGUUUACGACAGCUCACUUCUGACACGGAGAUGACUAACCAAAGCAAACACAAGCAAACGGCCGGCCCAGCGCUCGGGCGGAGGAAGCGUUAGGCUGGACAUCCAAUGAAGACACGCAACAAAACACAACCACGUUGGCCUGUAGAUGCUGAUCGUGUUGCAAUUUUCCUAAGACAAGACUUGGACGUGAUCCCGCCUAAGGGAGAGGAGCAGAUACACCUGAAGAAUUAAUGAAAGAAAGAAAGAAAGAAAGACAUGGACAUCCAAGAGAGAAACAGAUAAGAGAAAGGCUACUGUUAUAUGGGAGUGCUCCUUGGAUAAGACCUGACUUAAAGGACACGGUCAGCCAAAAAUGGAAACUUGGGCAUCAUUUACUCACCUCAUGUCACUCUAAACUUGUUUGCGGUUGAUGUGUCUCUUUUUCACACAACAGUUCAUAGUGAUCAUGUUCGUCAAGCUCUCGAAAGCACAAAAAACACCAUAACAAUGAUCCAUCCCACACAUGCAUCAUAUUCCAGGUCAUUCGAAAUCAUGCAGCAAAAGUUAUUAUUAAUUAUGAAUGUUUUAUUAUUAUUAUUAUAAUAACUUAACAAAUGCAUAGCUCUUGUCCAUACAACAACAGCUCAAUAGACAAUUAUAACUUAAAUUUGCAAUGAAACGAUCAAUCUUCCGUAUUGUGAUGUACAUUCAAACGUGUGAUUUCUAGACUUGGAAAAGUCAUGGAAAUUAACAAAUAUUUCUAUAAUGAAAACAUUUUUAUAGUUAUAUCGAGCGCUAAAAUAUUUAAUUAUUUAAUUAUUUGAAUAUAGUAUCUAUCCUAGUUUGAAGGUUGGAAACAAGUAGCAUCAAAUGUAUUUUCUUCUGUAUUGUGAUGUACAUCUGAGAUUAUUGUUGAUCAGUUGUUGAUUGGCUGUUGAGAUGUGGGCGUGGCUCUCACUUGCAGGGGCGGAGUUUAAGCACACUAAAUAAUUGGAGA
Molecule: messenger RNA, 2983 nt
Organism: Rhinichthys klamathensis goyatoka
Lineage: Eukaryota; Metazoa; Chordata; Actinopteri; Cypriniformes; Leuciscidae
Gene: fgf18a
Product: fibroblast growth factor 18a
Exons: 5
Coding region: 1165-1788 (207 amino acids)
Biological process (GO): cell differentiation; fibroblast growth factor receptor signaling pathway; animal organ morphogenesis
Cellular component (GO): cytoplasm
Molecular function (GO): type 1 fibroblast growth factor receptor binding; type 2 fibroblast growth factor receptor binding; growth factor activity
Source: RefSeq, a predicted model, not a curated record